AUGGCGUCGUCGUCCAUUACCCCGGCCGACCUGACGGUAGAGCCAGACUUGCAGCCGCUCUAUCCGACGCCAUCGCAGGUCGCCCAUCUCCUCUCGCCCUAUGUCGGCCUAUCACCUCAACAGAAGGCCGAGCUCGUCUCGCACUGCCUGGCGCGUGCCUGUCAAUUCGGGGACAUGCUCCUGCUCUCACACCUCCUCACUGACUCUAACGCCCAUCCGUACGUGGACCUCGGAAAGCAAGAUGAAGAAGGCCUGGGCCUGAUCAGCCUUUCCAUCCUCGGCUUUGGAUCCGAGUCUGAGCGUGAUAUCGAGCGAGAGGAGUGCGUGAGGCUGCUCAUAUCCGAGGGAUCUGAUGUGAACGUCCCAGACAAAGCCGGCUGGAGCCCGCUGCACUACGCUUCCUUAAUGUCUCCUCCCACUUUGGUCUCGCACCUGCUGACACAUGGCGCUUCCCCGUUCGCAUUAACUCGGCGGAAGCUCACAGCGCUCGACAUUGUCACAGCGCAUUCGACAGUUCCCGGACGCGAGGAUGUCGCGCUUCUCCUAGAAGAAGCCAUGCGAGAAGAGGGCUGGAAAGGUGGGCGGAUGGAGGAACAGCGGCGUUUGGCGGAAAAGCGACUGCGUCGAUUAGGGAAGCGGAAGAACGUCCAGAGUGACAUUGAGGAGGUGUUAGGCAUCAGCUCACGAUGGUGGGGUGAUAAUGACCCUGAGUUAACCUUUGACUGGCUGGACGAGGAGGACGAGGAGGACGAGGAGGAGACACCAUCUCCAGACUACACCUCGAUGCUUGUCUUCUCGCCUCUGGCGUUGCCUGACAUCUUCCAAUCCCUCAUCAUUGACUUCAAACCCACCCUACGAAAUGCAGAGCCAGCGAAUGCCCUGUACAUGCUAGUUCGAUUCGCAUGCAUCAAUUGUGACCAUAACUGGCUAGAAGAUGUGGUCAUAGGCGCAACUGAUACAAUAGAAGACACGUUCUUCAACCGUGCCGACGAUGCCACUUCGCUUAUAUUCUGGCUGUACAACAUAACUGUUUGGCUGCAUCUAAUGCGCUGCGACAAUGCUAUCAACCAAACGUUAGAAAUGCUAGGAUCAUUCGGCCUCAUCGAGGAAAUACAUAACUCCGUAUUCGUCUUCAUCAUUCGAUUUGCUGAAAGGAAGAUCGACCAGCUGCUCGACGCCGCAUUGCUGGACUACUCACCGCUCUCGACCGAAUUCGAGUCAAUACAGUUCGAAUCGGAAUGGUCAUUUCUACGCUCAUUCGGUACCGGCAAGAAGAAGCCUGUCACGCCGACUGGUCCGUCGCGCACUCCGUCGUCUCCCCCUGGCAAUGGUGUAAGCAGGCCGCCAUCACCCGUUCCGUCGUCAACUUCGCCAGCUAACCAGCGGGGCUUUGCGUCUCUACGGCAGACGUUCGCACGGUCGCGGGCGCCAUCAAACACUGCUUCGUUGCAAUCUCUGUUUGCGGAUUCCACUACUGCUGCACCACCAGGUCACUCGCCUAAGGACAUCACGUCUUUCAUCACUGCGUUGCAUACGCUGCUCUCGGUCUCGGGAAUCAAUCCGGCACUGAUCAUCCAGUUGUGGUCUCAAGUGAUGUACUGGACAGCCUGUAAGACUUUCAACCGUGUCUUGACCCGCAAGAAGUACUUAUGUCGGUCACGAGCGGUGCAGAUCAGCAUGAACCUCAGUGUAUUGGAGGAGUGGAUAGGUGAAAUGCAGCUCCCGCGCGGUGUCGGCUCACAUUUUGCACCCGUGAAGGAUCUGCUUACAUGGCUGCAGAGUCUAUCGUCCAUCACCGAGUUCCCCAAUCUCAUCGCCACCAUUCAAACACUGAGAAACCUGAAUCCUUUACAGAUGCGUCGUGCUGUGCGCGAUUACCGGUAUGAAGUAAACGAGCCUCGAAUGACGGAGGAAUGCAACCAGUACCUUGCCCAACUACAAAAAGAUUGGGAGCGGCAUCGCGUGAAGCUCGGUGUUGAGGCAUUGCGUAAGGAAAUCGGUGAGCGAGACCGAGACCGGGAGGACACCAUCAGCGCGUCUCCAUCGCUGCAUGAAGUCCCAAUCGGCCCAGAUAAUGUAGCACCCGCGCCUGCACUGCCCUCAGAGCCAUCAGCCGCCCAGCGCAAUAUUGAUGCACUCUUCGAUCGUACCUGGGAGAAAACAUCCUGGGAACCCGCGAGCGCACCGGAACCUCUGGGAGAGCUGAUGGAUUCGAGGUUCAUGCUGCCACUACUCCUGCCAUCUGACCCGCGAAUGCUGGGCGCCCUGCCGGCCAAGCGCCCUUUGUCAGAUGAAGAAAAACCACAUCAUAACCCUCGGCUAAGUCAAGACUCCACCGCAAGCCGUGCUAGCUUCGGGUCUCGCGGCGCGAUGGCAUGGCGGUUGAAGAGCAAGAAGCUGCGCGAGGUGGGUGUGGGCACGUUGCAGUGGGUUGACGGCCUGCGCUCUGCCACGCGGUGGUCGCGGGCCGCGGAAGUGAACGAAGAGGAGUGGUCGGACCAGCCACCGCCAUACUCGAUGGACGAUAUCCAGCCGCCUCAAGGCGACUUAAAGGUGGAGACGGCGGUGCAUUUUACGCCACUAACGAGGAAACCUUCCACGCGUAGCAGGGGCCGGCUGAGCGCGGUAGAGGAGCCUUCCACCCCGAUCGACAGACGGAUGAGUACGGUGGAUUGGUAG
Postia placenta MAD-698-R-SB12 is the source of this 2679-nucleotide messenger RNA. RefSeq lists its product as hypothetical. Gene Ontology annotation, molecular function: GTPase binding. Lineage: Eukaryota; Fungi; Basidiomycota; Agaricomycetes; Polyporales; Adustoporiaceae. The transcript has 10 exons. The coding region runs from base 1 to 2679 and encodes 892 amino acids. The record is from RefSeq and is a predicted model, not a curated record.